AUGAGUAUCCGUGAUGACCAUGAAGAUGUCAACCGCAUACAGCUAGCGACCUGCAAAAAUGACGGAUAUCCGACAGAUUUUGAAAAUGUCGGUCCGACAAGUGCCGAAUUCCGGUCUGUCGACAAAGAAGACUUUAGCGAAAACCCUCUGGUGGUCAGCUCGAGUACGCUGGAAACACAAGGUGAAUCGCCUAAGUGCAUGUAUCAUUUACUGUCGCCGACUGUACCGGCCAAGACACCUGUAGACCCGAGAUUUUCUUCGGACAAACCACCACGGGUGCGAAUGAUAUUGCCUGAGCUCAAUAGAGGUAAUAAAUAA
Macrosiphum euphorbiae (potato aphid) is the source of this 318-nucleotide messenger RNA. The record is from the annotation of a GenBank genome assembly. NCBI's taxonomy places the organism in Eukaryota, Metazoa, Arthropoda, Insecta, Hemiptera, Aphididae.